This is a messenger RNA of Drosophila santomea, 3803 nucleotides long. Its product is annotated as serine-rich adhesin for platelets. The coding region runs from base 51 to 3614 and encodes 1187 amino acids. Lineage: Eukaryota; Metazoa; Arthropoda; Insecta; Diptera; Drosophilidae. The record is from RefSeq and is a predicted model, not a curated record. The transcript has 12 exons.
CGAAAUCUAUCAAUCAUCAUCAACUCAAGUUAGUGGCAACAACCAUCGAAAUGUGGCGCCUUCAUUUGUUCCUAAUCCUCUCCACCUGCUUCCUGGUGCCCCACGAUGCCAAGCCCACGAAGCGAUCCCCAGUUGGAUUUUCAUCGACCCCACUGGCCUCACUGCUCCUGGAAACGGGAGCUAGCAAUGGAACCACGGAUCUACCCACAAGUACCGAAACUACGACCCUGAGGACUCAACGAGUGACAAACAUUGGACGAUUGGCUUCCAAGGAUCUGGCCGAUUUGCUUUUGGCCAGUAUGCAGGCACGGGGUGCCAACUUGACCUCCUUCCAGGAAUCCACCAUGAAAUCGCUGCGCAACGAGGCGGUCAAGGAUACGAAGGGAAACAAUGUGCUCCUGCAGAUUGGCAUGGAUGUAAUCAUUGACAUCUUGAUCGGAGCUCGUGAUAACGCCACUUGUGAAAGGAUCAUCCAGGACAUCGAUCAGUCACAGGACCGCAACAGCCUGACCUUAACACUCAAAUCGUUUUUGGCCCUGUGCUUCUUUAACGGCAUCGAAUGCGCUAAUGGUGAGGUGAGCCAAGUGAUUAAGACCACCCACUUGCGCCAAAAGCAGCAGAACAAGAUCGCUCAGGAUGAUCAUCAGCAGGCGGAGGGCUCGGGUCUUCGCACCGCCCGCCGGGUGGGCGUGAUCAAGGACGACCGCAACUCGGUGCUAGAAUUCAUGCAGGCACGCAACAUCAACGAACUGUCCACCAUCCUUAAUACUCUGCUGCAGGUGUGCGGAGCCUCGAGCGGCGAGGCACACAAAAUCAUCAGGAAUUUGCGAGAGAUGGGUCCCGAUAGCGUCAGCUUGUUGCAAGUGAACGCUUUCAGCAUGCUUUCCGUAUCACUUUUGGACAGUCUAUCGACCGUUGCGGAGGGUAAGACCAGUGGGUUGUGCUCUGCCGCCCCAGAAAGCUGGAUCGUCCGUCUGCUGGCAAUGGGCGUGGACAAAGUGGUGCUUAUGGGCCUGAUGACCGCCCUUGAUCGCACUAUUGUCAACUCCACUACCGAUGAACUUAAUAAUGCCGCAGCGCUCAACAGCAUCAAUGGUGGCGAUCUUCCCGAUUUGAAGUCUAAGUUUGACCAAAAGACAGCGGCCAAGCGUGCCAUUUUGGAUUCUGGCGUUGGUAACGACUUAAACCUGGCGCCUUCAGUGCAGGAAAUUGGCAAUCUGAAUACAAUCAAUGAUCUUAUUCUUGCCAAUGUGCCCGUUGAAGCUAAUAUCCCUGUGAUCUCAGAUAUUGAGGGUUCCAGUUUUACCGGCAACACUCUCAACCAGGGAUCUGAUGUAGUCUUUAAUGGAGAUAAAAACAAUUUGAACCGCCUAGUGGGUGCAAAACUUCCCAUUCUUGCGAGUGCUCCUAUUUUGUCCCAAAUAAACAGUGGAAGUUCAAGCUCAUCGGGCGUGGGUAAUAAUUUCAACUUGGCACCAUCAGUUCAAGCCAUUGGGAAUUCCAACUCUAUUAAUGAGCUCAUUACCGCCAAUGCGCCAGUUGCAGCUUCUAUCCCUGUGGUGAGUGAUAUUAACGGAUCUGGUUUCACCGGCAACAUUCUGAAACAGGGAUCUAAUGUGGCGAUCAACGGAACGGGAAACACUAUUAACAGCUUGGUGGGCGCUAGAAUUCCGGUUUUACUUAGUGCUCCGAUUUUGUCUUCGAUCAACAGUGGAAGUUCCAGUUCCUCCUCUUCGAGUCCAUCUAGUAGUUCGGGAUCUUCUGGGUCUUCAACGUCGGGCUCUACGGGCUCUUCGGGUUCGGGUUCCACAACUUCUUCCUCUGGCACAGCUAGUUCUUCCGGCUCGUCCGUAAUUGGCAACAAUGUGAAUGUUAAAGGCGAUACCAUAAAUGGAAAUAAGAAUUUCCUUUUCAAACUACUUGAUCUUGGUCUGCCGAUCUCCUUGGCCGCUCCGGUUUUGAGUAUCAUAAAUCAGGGCUCUUCCACUGGUUCAUCGACUGGUUCUUCCUCUGGUUCUUCUACUGGUUCAUCUUCUGGUUCUUCGGGCACUACUUCAACUGGUUCUUCGAAUGGGUCUUCAAGUGGCUCCUCAGGCGCCUCAGUGGGAAAUAAUGCUAACAUCGACCCCAGCGUUGAUAUUGUUGGAAAUAACAACCAAAUUUCCAAGGUCGUUGAUGCCAACGUUGAUGUGUUGGCAAAUGCCCCGGUCCUUAGCCAAAUAACUGGAGCUGGCUUUGCAAAUAAUCUGAAUCAAAAAUCCAAUGUACGUAUUAGAGGUAAUAACAAUAAUAUUGUGAAGGCUGUAGACGUCAAUGCUCCCGUUUUGGCGGCUGUUUCGGCGAUCAGCAGCAUCACCAAUGCCGGUGGAUCUUCCAGUGGCGGAUCUAGCAGUGGAUCUUCUGGAAGCGGAUCCUCCUCUUCGGGAGCUUUGGGUGGACUAAGUGGUCUCACAGGAGGCUCAGGAUCCUCUUCUGAUGGCCUUCUCGGAGGUCUCCUUGGCAAUGUCGUUGGCGGCGUGGUACCCGCUGUUGGUGGAGUUGUCGGCGGCGUCGUUAAAACCGUGGGGCCCGUUCUUGGAGGUGUCGUGGAGACAGUGGAGCCUGUUGUUGGCAAUCUGCUUGGCACCGUUGGCGGAGUUCUUGGUGGUGUGACUGGCGGUUCUUCAAGUUCCUCAAGUCCUCUAGGCGGCGUUACCAAUCUUUUGGGUGGUGGCAGUUCCACCUCAAACGGUUCCUUCUCCGUAAUUGGCAACAGUGCCAGCAGCGGUCCUAAUACAUUAAUCACUGGCAACAAUAACAACAUCGUACGAUUGGUGGAUGUCAAUGGAUUGGUCCUUGCUGACAUUCCCAUCUUGAGCAGCAUAACUAACCUUUUGGGAGUGACAGGACUAAUCGGAAACUCAGCCAACAAGGGUCCCAAGACUGUGGUUAUUGGUGAUAAUAAUCGUAUUGUGAAGCUGAUCAACGUUGAUCUGUGGGUGUUGGCUUUCCUCGACGUUCUCAACAUAAUCCGAGGAAGUGGAGGUGUUUGCAACCAGAUUAACUCUGGACCUAACACCGAGAUCAUUGGCAAUAACAACGAUGUGGUUCAACUGGUUGAUGUGGAUUUGAGCGUGUUGCUUGUGGUUGAUUUGCUGAGUCACUUGAUCACCACUGUGGCCAAUGACUGCAGCGGCACCACGACAGUCACACCCAUUACAAGUCCACCCACUCAGCCACCUACUGAGCCGCCAACGCAGCCUCCCACUCAGCCACCUACUCAGCCACCUACUCAGCGUCCAACUGAGCCACCUACUCAGCGUCCAACUGAGCCAUCUACUCAGGCCCCAACUGAGCGCCCCACCUAUGGGCCGCCCACUAAUCCGCCUCCCACAAAUCAGCCUCCUACCAAUCAGCCUCCCACCAAUCAGCCUCCCACAAAUCAGCCUCCCACCAAUCAACCUCCUACCAAUGAGCCACCCACCAACAGGCCACCCACCGAUCAGCCACCUACCAACCGCCCACCGUCGCCCAGUCCCAACAACUGCUAUCGCAGAUACUGCCGCAAGUGGCGCACUCGUCCCAGCUACUUGUGCUACAAGAACUGCGGUGGUGCCUUCGUCUACAAGCCCUAAAUCAGUAACAGUGCACCACCACUCCCGAAACCGAGGGAACCACCAAAACCACCGGCUGCACAGGUAUUCAAUCUUGUUAUGCGUGGCUCUGCCAGCCUCACUGCCUUUGGGCAUUUAUUUAUUUUUUGUACUUUCUAAGCAAAGGUUGUUUAAUUUAUUUAAAAUAUAAUAUAAAAAUUGAAUCAAUAA